Melospiza georgiana is the source of this 2104-nucleotide messenger RNA. RefSeq names its product apoptosis antagonizing transcription factor (gene AATF). Gene Ontology annotation, biological process: regulation of transcription by RNA polymerase II. NCBI's taxonomy places the organism in Eukaryota, Metazoa, Chordata, Aves, Passeriformes, Passerellidae. Gene Ontology annotation, cellular component: nucleolus; nucleus. Bases 7 to 1704 code for a protein of 565 amino acids. The record is from RefSeq and is a predicted model, not a curated record. The transcript has 12 exons.
CCCAAGAUGGCGGCGCCCUUGGCGCUGCAGCUGCAGGAGCUGCUGGACCCCCGGCCCGCCCCGCGGGACCCCGAGGAUGAUGCGGAGGAAGCUACAGUUGCUAAAGUGAUUGACAGGUUUGAGGAUGAGGGCACGGAUGACAUUUUGCCUGUUGGCAAUAUCAGGAAGAGAGCCUCAGCCUCUCUCCUGGAGGCUGAUAAGAGGUACAGUGGGAAAGCCACGUCUCGGAAGGCUCUGCAGGAGGAGCUCUGGGGAGAUGCUCUGUCUGAAGAAGGAUCUGCUGAAGAAGCACUGGAUGACUGGUACAGUGCCAGUGAAGGCUCAGAAGAGGAGGACAGUGCUGGCACCAAGGGCAGGGAGAAGCCCAGCAGUGCUGGCAGUGAGCAGGAGGAGGACCUGGAGGAUGAGGAAGAGGAUGAUGAAGAGGCCAAGGCACCCAAGUUCAGUUCCCAGAACAUCACAGACUUUGAGAAGUUUACAGAGGGCAUGGAUGAUGUGGGGAGCAGCGAAGGGGAGGAUGAAGACGAGGAUGAGGAUGAAGAUGAUGCUGACAUGGAAGAUGGAAACGAGGAAGAGGAGGAAUUUGGGAGUGAGAACCACGAUGAUGGAAAAGAAGCCAAAGACAGUGAAGAUGAUGGGGGAGUGCUGACCUUCUCCAGAGGACAGGAGUCUGAGGAGGUGGAGAAGGGCAAAGCUGUGAGGAACCAGCUAGCCCUGUGGGAUCAGCUGAUGGAAGGGAGGAUCAAGAUGCAGAAGGUGCUCCUGACAGCCAACAGGCUGCCCCAGCCAGACACCUACCCCAGGUUCAGGAAGGAGGGGGGACAGGACUUUGACCACGCUGUGGAGAACUGUUGUAAAGCCCUGGAGGCCUUGCUGAAAGUGCUGGUGGAGCUUCAGGAUGAGCUGCUUUAUCAGUACCCAGGCACGAGGCACCUGGUGGAUGGAAAGCAAGCAAAGACUGAGAGUGAGGAUGAAAUCCUGAGCAGCAGUGAUGAGGAGCCAGUGGAGAAGGCUCAGGAGAAGAGGAGGAGGCUCCCCAAGAGGAAGCUGAAGUUUGAGGAGUACCCAGAGUUCAUAGCCAAGCGCUACAGGGACUUCAGGAGCUACAGGAACAGCACCCUGCAGAAGUGGCACGACAAGACCAAGCUGGCAGCUGGCAAAAUGGGCAAGGGGUUUGGAGCCCUGGAGCGCUCGGUGCUGGCGCAGAUCGAGCACGUGCUGCUGGACAGGGAGCGCCUGCUGCGGCGCACGCAGACCCGCCGCUCGCUGUACACCGUGCUGGGCAGGCAGGAGCCCCAGCCCGCCCCAGCCCCUCCGCCCGGGCCUGCCAGCGAGGAAGUCCUCCCUGCCUCAGACUCCAACAGGCACCUGAAGGACAUUGAUGAGGAGAUAUUUGAUGAUGAUGACUUUUAUCACCAGCUCCUGCGAGAGCUGAUCGAGCGCAAAACCACAGCCCUGGACCCCAACGACCAGGUGGCCAUGGGCAGGCAGUGGUUGGCCAUCCAGAAGUUACGGAGCAAAAUAAAGAAGAAAGUGGACAGGAAAGCCAGCAAAGGGAGGAGAAUCCGGUUCCACGUCCACAGCAAGCUGGUGAGCUUCAUGGCACCUAUUGACCCCUGCACAAUGAAUGAUGAUGCCAGGACGGAGCUGUACCGGUCUCUGUUUGGAAAAGUCACAAAGGGAGAAGAAGCAGAGCAGAAUUAGGAGCUGGGAUUGAGCUCCUGGUGUCACAAAAAAAGAAGAAGCAGAGCAGAAUUAGGGGCUGGAUUGAGCUGCUGUGUUCUCCUGCCCUCAGCUGCUCCCUCAGGCUGCCCAGCCUCAGAAUCUCUGUGGUCAGAACGACCCCAAGAUGCCUUAGAAAGUCUCUUUUCCCAGCCUGGCAGUCAAAGGAGGAGUCAGAAUUCUUCUGUUCUGGUUUUUAAGGUUGUUUAUUUUCUGUUAUCUAUAAAAUUCUUUCCCUGGCUGCUGAGGUCUGUCCAGCAGGUCAGACAGAGGCACAUUGACUGCCCUCAGAGGCAGUCUUGUCUUUUGUACUAAAAACUAUGUGUAUUUUAUUUACAAUAAUUUUCCAAUAACAUUAUUUACAGUAAUUUCCCAAUACCUA